CCAACAUGAUAUUGUUAUGAUUUUCCUUAUAUUUAUUUUUUUCAAAUUUAGUGGAUUAAUUGAGAGAUUAUUGUUAGCUGUAAUUGUUAUUACUACUAUGGUUAAUUUUUGGAAAGAGAAAGGUAAACGGGAAGUCUUCACACAGGCUGACGGCUCUCCGAAAAUUUACUCGGUCCAUCUGCUCCCUCUCCUUCUCUCUCUAGAUCACAGUACACUAUAUUCUUCGGUUGCUUUAUCAUUUAUGAAUCUAUAAUUUGAUUUCACAUUGACUGCAUUUUUGUGAUUGAAAUUGGAUUCGGAUCGAGAAACAAACGGCUAUAGUCUAGAGAAACAGACGCCGCUCGGCUGGAUCUGAUCUGAGUCUAGCGGAGAUGGCGUUGUCAGGUAUGAGAGGUCUCUCCGUCUUCAUAUCUGAAAUCCGUAAUUGCCAAAACAAAGAACAAGAACGCCUUCGAGUUGAUAAAGAACUUGGCAAUAUCCGUACACGCUUCAAAAACGAAAAGGGGUUGACACCAUAUGACAAAAAGAAAUAUGUUUGGAAAAUGCUUUACAUAUUUAUGCUAGGGUAUGAUGUGGACUUUGGUCAUAUGGAAGCUGUUUCUUUGAUUUCUGCACCAAAAUAUCCAGAAAAGCAGGUUGGGUAUUUAGUGACAUCAUGUUUGCUCAAUGAGAAUCAUGAUUUUUUAAGAUUAGCAAUAAAUACAGUUCGCAACGAUAUUAUCGGACGCAAUGAAACUUUUCAGUGUCUUGCAUUGACAAUGGUUGGGAAUAUUGGUGGUAGAGAAUUCGCUGAAUCACUAGCACCCGAUGUUCAAAAGUUACUUGUCUCAAGCAGUUGCAGACCACUGGUGAGAAAAAAGGCUGCACUUUGUCUUCUGAGGCUUUUUAGGAAAAACCCUGAUGUGGUGAAUGUAGAUGGGUGGUCUGAUCGAAUGACACAGCUAUUAGAUGAAAAAAAUCUUGGUGUUUUAACAUCAUCAAUGAGUCUUUUUGUUGCUUUGGUUUCUAACAACCAUGAAGCAUACUGGAGUUGCCUUCCAAAAUGUGUUAAAGUAUUGGAAAGACUUGCUAGAAAUCAAGAUAUUCCUCAAGAAUACACGUAUUAUGGUAUUCCAUCUCCUUGGCUUCAAGUCAAAACAAUGAGGGCUCUUCAGUAUUUCCCAACUGUUGAAGAUCCAAACACAAGAAGAGCAUUGUUUGAGGUUCUACAACGAAUACUCAUGGGAACAGAUGUUGUGAAAAAUGUUAACAAGAACAAUGCUUCUCAUGCUGUUUUGUUUGAAGCUCUUGCUCUUGUUAUGCAUCUUGAUGCUGAAAAAGAGAUGAUGUCUCAGUGUGUAGCUUUGUUAGGGAAAUUUAUAGCUGUUCGUGAGCCAAAUAUCCGUUAUCUUGGUCUCGAGAACAUGACUCGAAUGUUGAUGGUUACAGAUGUCCAGGACAUAAUUAAGAGACAUCAAGCUCAAAUUAUCACCUCAUUGAAGGAUCCUGACAUCAGCAUUCGGAGACGUGCACUGGAUCUACUUUAUGGUAUGUGUGAUGUUUCAAAUGCUAAAGACAUUGUUGAAGAACUAUUGCAGUAUCUUGGAACAGCAGAUUUCACAAUGCGUGAAGAGUUGGCACUAAAAGCUGCUAUUCUUGCUGAGAAAUUUGCCCCUGAUUUAUCAUGGUAUGUUGAUGUUAUUCUUCAGCUGAUUGACAAAGCAGGAGACUUUGUCAGUGAUGACAUUUGGUUUCGUGUUGUGCAAUUUGUAACCAACAAUGAGGACCUUCAGCCUUAUGCAGCUCUGAAAGCUAGAGAAUAUCUUGAUAAGCCUGCAAUACAUGAGACAAUGGUGAAGGUUAGCGCAUAUCUGCUUGGAGAAUACAGCCAUCUUUUGGCCAGACGACCUGGGUGUAGCCCAAAGGACAUUUUUGUCAUUAUACAUGAGAAGCUUCCUACUGUAUCAACACCAACAAUUUCCAUUCUUCUCUCAACAUACGCAAAGAUUUUGAUGCAUUCUCAACCACCAGAUCCCGAAUUACAAAACCAGAUCUGGGCAAUUUUCAGCAAAUAUGAAACAUGCAUUGAUACUGAGAUACAACAAAGAGCUGUGGAGUAUUUUGCAUUGAGUAGGAAAGGUGCAGCUCUGAUGGAUAUAUUAGCAGAAAUGCCAAAGUUCCCUGAACGUGAGUCUUCAUUGAUCAAGAAAGCAGAAGACACUGAAGCUGAUACUGCAGAGCUAAGUGCUAUCAAAUCACGCACACAACAGCAGGCUUCUAAUGCUUUAGUGGUGACAGAUCAGCGCGAACCUCCCCAACUUUGUAUGGUCAAAAUCCCUAGUGUUGACCAUAACUCUGUGAGUGUUGACCAAGAGUUGACUCAAGCUAAUGGAAUUUCACAUGAAGUUGACCACCCUCAACCUGAUAUUCUUGGAGAUCUUUUAAGCCCACUGGCUAUUGAAGCACCACCUCCUGUAAGUGAAGAUGAUGCAUUAGCUCUUGCACCUGUUGUAGAGCAAGAUAAUCUUGUAAAGCCGAUAGGAGACAUUGCAGAAAGAUUUCAUGCCUUGUGUCUUAAAGAUAGUGGAGUUCUAUAUGAAGAUCCUUAUGUUCAGAUUGGUAUCAAAGCAGACUGGCGAGGUCAUCAAGGUCGCCUAGUCAUCUUUUUGGGGAACAAAACAACUUCUUCACUUACUUCAGUUCAAGCAGUGGUUCUGCCUCCAUCUCAUUUAAAACUGGAACUCUCAUCAGUACCUGAAGUUAUACCUCCACGAGCACAGGUUCAAUGCCCUGUUGAAGUGGUAAAUCUUGGUCCAAGUAGGGAUGUUGCAGUUCUUGAUUUCUCAUACAUGUUUGGCACCAGCUUGGUUGAAAGUAAGCUCCGGCUUCCUGCAGUAAUAAACAAAUUUUUCCAGCCUAUACCAGUAUCCACGGAGGAGUUUUUUCCACAGUGGAGAUCACUGGCUGGACCUCCUUUGAAACUUCAAGAAGUGGUAAGAGGUGUAAGAGCUAUGUCAUUGGGUGAAAUGUCACAUUUGUUCAGCAGUUUGAGGCUUAUAGUUUGCCCUGGACUCGAUCCAAAUCCAAGUAAUUUAGUUGCAACCACAACAUUUUAUUCAGAAAGCACACGGGCCAUGUUAUGUUUGGUAAGAAUCGAAACAGAUCCAGCUGACAGAACACAACUCCGCAUGACAGUUGCAUCACAAGAUCCAACACUAACAUUCGAGUUAAAGGAAUAUAUCAAGGAACACUUGAUUAGCAUUCCCACAGCCCCUAGCAUGCCACAACAACCUCAACCAAUUGCAUCGUCAGAUCCCGGGGCUUUACUUGCUGGUUUGCUUUGAACAUAAUUUUUAUCCGAUAUUUUUUUUUUCAUGGCAAUAAAAAAGAAAAAGAAAAAGAAAAACCGUAGAGGGUGGGUGUUACACUAGAGUUGGGGCUCUUUCGGGAUUUUUUGCACAAUUAGAUUGUGUGAGUGUUGGU
This is a messenger RNA of Lactuca saligna, 3462 nucleotides long. The record is from the annotation of a GenBank genome assembly. NCBI's taxonomy places the organism in Eukaryota, Viridiplantae, Streptophyta, Magnoliopsida, Asterales, Asteraceae.